CACAAUGGAGCAUGAAGAGGGGGUGUCGGUCGUGGACAACAUAGUCACCCAGUUUAAUACUUAUGAAGAUUUUCUGGACUCGCAGAUUACCACACUGGACCUCUAUUACCUGGAGGACGAAGACCUGGCCCGCCAGCUGGUGGAGCUGGGCUACAGAGGGAGUGGAGAAGUCGCAAGAAGGGAAGAUUUUGAAGCAAGGAAGGGAGCUAUUGAGAUAGCAAGACUUGCAGAAAGGACUCAGAAAAA
Messenger RNA from Vombatus ursinus (common wombat), 246 nucleotides. Its product is annotated as cilia- and flagella-associated protein 299-like. The record is from RefSeq and is a predicted model, not a curated record. The transcript is spliced from 2 exons. NCBI's taxonomy places the organism in Eukaryota, Metazoa, Chordata, Mammalia, Diprotodontia, Vombatidae. The annotation marks the transcript as partial.